Messenger RNA from Theobroma umbraticum, 1374 nucleotides. Its product is annotated as putative aquaporin PIP2-8. Gene Ontology annotation, biological process: transmembrane transport. NCBI's taxonomy places the organism in Eukaryota, Viridiplantae, Streptophyta, Magnoliopsida, Malvales, Malvaceae. Gene Ontology annotation, cellular component: membrane. The record is from RefSeq and is a predicted model, not a curated record. Gene Ontology annotation, molecular function: channel activity.
CCGUCUGCUCAUAUCUUAACAAAGACAAACAAAGAACACUCUUUGUUUCUCUCUUUCUCUCUCUCUCUUCCUCUCUAGCUUUUGCAAAUCCUUUUCUUUUUGGUUCCUUUAGCUUUAUCUCUGUUGCUGGGCAUGGCAAAGGAAGGAGAGCAUGGUUUUCAUGCUAAGGACUAUGUCGACCCUCCACCAGCACCCUUGAUUGAUGCAGCAGAGCUGAAGAAAUGGUCAUUUUACAGGGCUUUGAUAGCUGAGUUUAUUGCAACUAUGCUUUUCCUUUACAUCACAAUCUUGACUGUGAUAGGCAACAAGAGCCAGGUUGGCACCUCCAAUGACUCCUGUGCUGGUGUUGGAAUUCUUGGUAUUGCUUGGGCCUUUGGUGGCAUGAUCUUCAUUCUUGUUUACUGCACCGCUGGUAUUUCUGGUGGUCACAUUAACCCAGCGGUGACAUUUGGGCUGUUCUUGGCCCGCAAGGUCUCAUUGAUCCGAGCCAUUGCAUACAUGGUGGCUCAGUGCUUGGGAGCCAUCUGUGGGGUAGGGCUGGUCAAGGCUUUCCAAAAAUCAUACUACAACAGGUAUGAAGGUGGAACCAACACUCUUUCAGAUGGUUACAGCACUGGUACUGGCUUGGGUGCUGAGAUUAUUGGAACCUUUCUUUUGGUUUACACUGUUUUCUCUGCUACUGAUCCCAAGAGGAAGGCUAGAGACUCUCAUGUCCCAGUCUUGGCUCCCCUUCCAAUUGGUUUUGCUGUGUUCAUGGUUCACUUGGCUACCAUCCCAGUCACUGGCACUGGCAUUAAUCCUGCUAGGAGUUUUGGAGCUGCUGUUAUCUACAACAACAAGAAGGCCUGGGACGAUCAUUGGAUUUUCUGGGUUGGUCCCAUGAUUGGAGCAGCCAUUGCAGCUUUCUACCACCAAUUCAUCUUGAGAGCAGGAGCUGCUAAGGCUCUCGGGUCAUUCAGGAGCCAGACCCAUGUCUGAUGAUCUUGACAACUCUUCUGCCUUCCUUCAUGCCUUUUUUAAGAGGACAAGAAAAUAUGUAGGCAAAAAAAGUGAAAAUAAUGAGGGAAGUUGCUUUAUGCUUUGUGUAUCGCUAUUGUCCCCCAAACCUCCUCCUUUCAACUUCCUUCUGUGGAUGUUGAAAGUUAUAGGACCUUUAGGGUCAUGGCACUGUAGAUAAAGUCUGUUUGAGAAGUGGAGGGGGCCUUUUAAAUAGCCCUUUUGUCAUUUCAAGCACUUUCCGUAGAAUUUACUUCACCUCUUUCUCUCUCUCUCUCUCUCCCCUCUCUUUGUUUUCUUUCUUCUCUUCCUCUUAUUUGUCCUCAUUUAUGCUUCUAAGAAAAGUAUUGGACAUUGUCACCUUGAGUUUUACUUGUG